Mesorhabditis spiculigera is the source of this 603-nucleotide messenger RNA. Lineage: Eukaryota; Metazoa; Nematoda; Chromadorea; Rhabditida; Rhabditidae. The record is from the annotation of a GenBank genome assembly.
AUGUUUCUAAAUCUUGCCUUCCCGUUUCUACUUGCUACCGUAGCCAGCGGACGUGUGGUAUUUGGUGGUGAGGACUCGCACCAUUUCUACUGGAGCGCAUCCGGGAGCAGCCGCGUCUCGAUCGUCAACGGGGAGUGUAGGGUACAGGACGGUUUCGUCCACGACGGUUCCACGAAGCGCCCAUUGACGCUGGAGGACAAGGCAGCGCUCAACGAGUACUUCUUGGCGAUGGUGAAGUGGCAGCAGAGUUCUAGUGGAAUGUUCGGACAGAUGCAGAGGAUGUUCUCCCAUCAGCAGAAGCUGUUCGCCCGGAUGAUGACCGGGUUUUACGGGGAAAGUAUGCCAACGAUGCGCAUGAAGGCGAUGCCGGAAAUGCCCUGUCUCUGCCGGAAUUCAGGAUGCUCGAGGUUGGACGGCAGUAUGCGCGGUGUUUUUGUCCCCUUCCCGGAAGCUCUUCCCUCGGCGCAACGUAGCAUCGGAAAGCACUCCAUGCGCGCGAAGCGCUACACGAUUUUCCACAGCAACUCGAAUGCGGCUGCAUUCAGCGGAAGCGGUACGGUAACGAUGGGCGAGCGCCACGCUGGCACACGGCUUGUCGGCUUC